GGAGGGGCGUUGUCAUCGAGAUGUCCUUCGACUACAGCUCGGGGAAAAGAGUGAGAGAGCAGAUCAAACCGGAGAGCAUCAGAACAGCCACUGGACGCAGCAAUAUCAGAUUAUUUCUUACAGUUGAAAGACAAACGCUGGUGAAAAUGGGCGUGUCCAGAGUUCUGCUCGGCCUCGCCUGCCUCGAUCUAUUGGCUGCUGCUGUGAUGAGUCACGAGGGGGCGUGUCUUCAGGACGGGAGACACAAAGCCACGCCCAGUCCUGAGCCCCGUCUGAAAGACUGCUCGCUCUACACAGAGAAUUCAUGUUGUUCUGAGACGGAUGUCCAGGAUCUCUCCGGCUCCGUGGACAACUCUCUCUGGGACAAGUGUGGUCUUCUCAGCCCUCUCUGCGAGUCCUUCCUGAAGCGCGUGGUGUGUUUUUAUCGCUGCUCUCCUGACGCUGCUCGCUGGCCACACCCACGUCAUGACUCCUCCCUGAAGGCGGUGCCUCUGUGCCACAGCUUCUGCAGAGACUGGUACGAGGCCUGUAAACUGGACCUGACGUGUGCUCGAGACUGGGCCACCGACCCAAGAGGACAGAACUGCACCGGCGGCUGUGUGUCUUACCAACAGAUGUAUCAGCACGGGCGAGACCUCUGCGAGAGUCUUUGGGGAGACGCCUUUAUGACGGUUGAGGACGACCCCGGCGAAGAAGACGGUGUCGAAGGCCAUAGCUGCGGCUGUCUGACUCUCAGCCCCUCAGAUCGAGAGGUGAUCGCGGCCCUCAGGGUUCAGGAAGGAGACCCCGAAGAACUGGACACCACCAAGAGCGGCCUGCCCCAGUACAGAGCGCCCUGCCCCCCCGCGCAGCCUCAGACACGCAGCGCCACAGCGCCACCACAGGCCCGGAGGAGCAACACCGUCCUGCGCAAACGCUCCGUUCUGGCCGCCGAUAUGGAAGGCAGUGGAAGCGGCUUCUAGAACAUUUGUGUUCUAGAUCUGCUGAAUGUUUGUUAUCAAGUGUUCUGUUUUAUCUUAUCCGUUGAAUUUUAAAGGAAACAAAUGCAGUGAGCUUUCUACCGUAAUUCUAUUGUCUAUUUAACA
Molecule: messenger RNA, 1085 nt
Organism: Rhinichthys klamathensis goyatoka
Lineage: Eukaryota; Metazoa; Chordata; Actinopteri; Cypriniformes; Leuciscidae
Gene: rtbdn
Product: retbindin
Exons: 6
Coding region: 21-962 (313 amino acids)
Cellular component (GO): external side of plasma membrane
Molecular function (GO): riboflavin binding; riboflavin transmembrane transporter activity; signaling receptor activity
Source: RefSeq, a predicted model, not a curated record